Epinephelus fuscoguttatus (brown-marbled grouper) is the source of this 4559-nucleotide messenger RNA. RefSeq names its product NIMA-related kinase 10 (gene nek10). Bases 209 to 3397 code for a protein of 1062 amino acids. Gene Ontology annotation, molecular function: protein binding; ATP binding; protein kinase activity. The record is from RefSeq and is a predicted model, not a curated record. The transcript has 36 exons. Lineage: Eukaryota; Metazoa; Chordata; Actinopteri; Perciformes; Serranidae. Gene Ontology annotation, biological process: protein phosphorylation.
AACGCGGUGAAACUUAACAUUGUUUUGUGUUAUUUGCUAACGUAAGGGGCGUCUACUGUCACAGGAAUAACAACUCUGUCGCCUAUAUCCCCGAACAAGGAUAUUUAAUGAAACAAAACACGUAUUUAGCGGCUCAAAAUCAACUGUUGAUGCUGGUUUGCGAUGCUGGAGGAAGGUUGAGCCAGGCCACUCAUGGGGGAAGCUGAAAAUGUCCAAUCCGGUUAAAAAAGUGAGACAAGGAGAAAAACUGCCCCUGAAAUCCAGAGGAAUCCAGAGCAAGCCAUCUCAUGAUCUCAGGAGGCUUCAGUCCCUGCUUGCCAGAAGCAUUCCCAGACAAGAGGUGGCAGCGUUGAGUCACAGUAAAGCACGCAGCAGCGGAGUCAGCAGAUCUCAAGGCCUGCAGCCUCUGAGAGACACGAACAGACAGAGGAGUGAGAGCGACAUCACCAGUGAAGCCUCUGAACUGGAAAAAUUCAGCAUCACCUACAGAGACCAAAGAUGUUUCAGCAGCCACCCACUGCACAAACUCUUCUCUGACAUCCUUGUGUCUUUGGUUAAGAACCGACUCUGCAGUGAAUGGAUCGACUCUGCACAGCCUGAGUCGGUUGUCAGAGUUCUGAUCUGCCUACGAUUAUUGAUGAGAGAUCCCCACCAUCAGAAAAUCCUCCACCAGAUCCAAGGCAUAAAUUCACUCGCCAGGUAUAUGGAGCAUGUCACUGCCAUGUACAUAUCUUGUGGCGAACAGGCGCUCGCUGUGCAGAAGCUGGUCACAAUGACCUACAUGUUUCAGAAGCUGUCUGCUGUUGGAGAUCAAAAGGUCUGGGUCAUCGAGAGCGGCGCUCAUAGGACCCUGGUGAAGCUCCUCUCCACGACAGAUAGCAGCGUGCUGCUGGGAGCCCUGCUGGCACUCACCACUUUGGCUGACAGCCCAGAAUGCAAGGAGGAGAUUGGAGAGUUACCCAUAGUGGAGAACCUGCUUGUAAUCCUGCAGGAGUACGACCUGCUGUCAAAGAGGAUGAGUGCGGAGCUGCUGAGGCUCCUGUCCCCGGUGAGGCGGGUGAGGGACCAGGUCCGGGAGCUGGAGGGUCUGCCAGUGCUGCUCAGCCUGCUGUACGGCCAGCACCUGAAGCUGCUGUGGAGCGUCGCCUGGGUCCUGGUCCAGCUCUGCGAGGAUCCCGACACCAGGAUGGAGAUCAGGAGCUGGGGCGGGGUGCAGCAACUUCUCCGGCUGCUGAACAGCAACAGGCAGUAUGUCUCUGACCGCUCAUCCAUCGAGACGCUCUCCAGCGCCAACGCAGCCGGCCGCAUCCAGAGAGAGCACAUGAGAGAGGAGCUCAGCCCGCAGGAGGAGGUGGACAACACUAUGGCCCUGCAGUCAGCCUGCUGUACAGUUCUGACUGAGCUUAGCCUGGAUGACACAUCUGCUCACCACAUUGUGCAGGAAAAUGGGGUCUAUGUAAUAGCCAAACUGAUUUUACCACAAAACUCUGGACCAAAGGUCACAUCUUUACAGUGCUAUGCGUUUAGAACCCUCCGGUUUCUCUUCAGCAUGGAAAGAAACAGGCAUCUAUUUAAGAGACUCUUUCCCACCGACCUCUUUGAGUUGUUUAUUGAUGUUGGACAUUAUGUUCGGGACCUCGCGGCCUACGAGGGACUGCAGACCAAAGUUUCACUCUACACUGAAGAGGAACUGGACAGUCUGAGAGAGAGCAUCGAGACUGUGGACCAGAACCGACCCCCACUUAAAGUCAUCAACGGUUACUCCAUACUGGACCAUCUGGGCACUGGGGCGUUUGGAAGUGUCUUUAAGGUCCGAAAGCAGAGCGGCCAGAACCUCCUGGCUCUGAAGGAAGUGAACCUCCACAACCCGGUGUUUGGCAAAGACAAGAAGUCCAGAGACAGUAACGUGGAGAAAAUCAUCUCUGAGCUCACCAUCAUCAAAGAACAGAUGACGCACCCAAACGUUGUAAAAUAUUACAAGACAUUUUUGGAAGGUGACAAGCUGUACAUCGUGAUGGAGCUGAUCGAGGGCGUGCCGCUGGUGGAGCAUUUCAACUCACUGAAGGAGAAGCAGCAGAAGUUCACAGAAGACAGGAUUUGGAAUAUAUUCAUACAGAUGUGUCUGGCUCUGAGGUACCUGCACAAGGAGAAGAGAAUAGUCCACCGCGACCUCACACCUAAUAACAUCAUGCUGGGGGAAAAGGACAAAGUCACCAUCACCGACUUUGGCCUUGCAAAGCAGAAACAGGAGAACAGCAAGCUGACGUCAGUGGUCGGCACCAUCCUUUACUCCUGUCCAGAGGUGGUGAAAAACGAGCCGUAUGGAGAGAAAGCUGACGUCUGGGCUUUGGGCUGCAUCCUCUACCAGGUGGCCACUUUACAGCCUCCGUUCUACAGCAGUAACAUGCUGUCGCUGGCCAGCAAGAUUGUCGAGGCCGCGUACGAGCCGAUUGAAGAAGGAGCUUACUCAGACAGAGUCAUAGACAUGAUCAGAUGGUGUUUGAGUCCAGAUGCAGACCAACGGCCGGACAUUGUGGCCGUCAGCACCAGGAUCUCUGACCUCAUGAUGAGGCUGAUGGACGGCCUCUACACUUCCCAGAAUGCACUGGAAAGGAGAGCAGAGAGAGACAGGAAGCGAGCGCAGAAGUACUUCCUGGAGAGGCACAAAUGCAGGAUGGACUGCUGUCGCUCAAACCUGUCUCAGGAAAAACCCUUCAUGAAUACUGAGUGUCCGACUCCACGCUCUUCUGCAGCCUGCAGCUCAAACCACAGCGAACAGCUCAUCAGUCAAGAUGAUGCAUCAGAUGGUGAUGCUGAGCCAUGCAAUGCCAAAGUUGACAUCACUGCCUCUACAGGAAAACACUACGGAUUUAAGCCCAGCGCCUGUGUUACACUGGACCAAAUUCAGUCUGGAGGGGAUUUUGCUGCUGCAAAGAUUAAACCACGACCAGUGUCAGCGGGGAUUUGCGUCUCCCAGAAGAAGGUUCGGCAGAUUGAUGAUCCCAUUCAGAGGCUCCUGGUGCAGCUGCACAAAAUUAUUUACAUCACUCAGCUUCCACCUGCUCCACACCACAACAUCAAACGACGGAUCAUUGAAAGAUUUAAAAAGUCUUUAUUCCACUUUGGGAGUGAUCCAUACAACCUGAAAGUGGAGCUCAGUAAGCUGCUCCAGGCCUCUCCAGACCUGAUGGAGUUAGACUCGGCUAGUUCUGACUGGUGGCCCCUGGUCCACCAUUUCACAGAGGAGCCUGACAGCACAGGUGAUGGGAAUCUCAAAGAUGGAGUCACCUAUCAGCAGAUGCAGGGGAUCAUAGAGGAGCUGCUGGAGGAGAACAGCUACUAUGAGGCAACACACAGCAGGAUCACAGAGAAAAGAAACGGCCAUGAAAACAAGUGACCAUCGUCCAUAUUCAUCCUCAGAUGUCACAGAAGCAGCCGGAAAACAAAAGACCAAAAAUUUAUUCCAGCAUGGAAACAUCUGAAGCAACCUGAGCUCAUAAAAAAGUCAACAUGUGACUUGAUAAGGCUGCUGUAAAAUAUUACCAAGGCUGAAACCACUCCAGGGCUGCAACUACUAAUUAUCGUCAUCAUUUUCUGAAUAAGAACAAUUAAUAGUUUGGUUUAUAAAAUGGCAGAAAGCAGUGAAAAAUGUCAACAAUUUCUAAAAGCCUAACAUAUCAAAUCUUGUUUGAGCUGUAAAGCAAAAUCCAAAGAUAUCGAUCGUUGCAGCUCUACACCAAACACCUCUGUGGUUCUCAGGCAUUGAUUAUUUGUCCAAAUUUGAUGUGACUAUGUAAAUCUCCAAAGAUAAUUUAACAUAUUUAUACUGUCCUGUUCGUGCUUGUGAUGAAGCUGGAAGCAGAUUUAUAUUUAUUUCUGUCACUCGUACCAAAGUGAACUGUCCUGUAACCGACUGAACCUCUGACACUUUCCAGAGCUUUUUAUCUGCCUGUCUGAAGCUUCCUGUUUUGUUUUUUCAGGUUUAUUUGAGUCGAGCACUUUUAAAUUCUCAGGACCAGACUCUGCGGUUUGACUGUUUUAACUCCUCGCUGCAGGACUGCACAUCACAAGAUGUGUUUCUAUUGGCUGCGAGCCAAAAGCUGCAGAGACAAAGAUCUGAUAAGAAACCAAACCUUCACCUCGGUUCACCAUCAAUUUCCAAACAUAUCACAACAUGUGACUGCAGCGUUGGCGGACAGUUAGACUUUUAACUUUAUUAACAUGCACUCAGAUAACGCUGUUAUCAUUUUCAAUAAGAUUAACAUCUGACAUAUACUGUCUGUCUGUAAUUCACUGAAUGUUUUCGUUGUCAUUUUGAGGAGUGGAGCGCAGCUGGAGGGACGCUUUCUAAUGCACUUUGACCCAAAAGGGAUUUGUCAGUAUAAUCUGUAUAAGGAAUAGAUCAUUUAAAAUAAACUCUAUUUAAUGCAGACAGUGUCCAGUUGUGAUCAUUCAUCAUGUUAAUAUAAAGUUUAAUCAUUUGGAUCUUCUUUGCUGAGCAGUGAGGAAAGUGAGUGAGCUGGAGAAAAUGUGCAGGUUUACUGAGCAGUGGGGAAAAU